Messenger RNA from Vitis riparia (riverbank grape), 1696 nucleotides. RefSeq names its product lysophospholipid acyltransferase LPEAT1. NCBI's taxonomy places the organism in Eukaryota, Viridiplantae, Streptophyta, Magnoliopsida, Vitales, Vitaceae. Gene Ontology annotation, biological process: phospholipid metabolic process. The record is from RefSeq and is a predicted model, not a curated record. Gene Ontology annotation, cellular component: endoplasmic reticulum. Gene Ontology annotation, molecular function: lysophosphatidylethanolamine acyltransferase activity. Bases 190 to 1314 code for a protein of 374 amino acids. The transcript has 9 exons.
GUAUCCGCAACCAUCUGUGACUCCUGGGAUGAUGGUGAUGAUGCUACCUUUCCCAGAUCUAAAACUGCUAUCACUUGGAUUCCUUUCUCAAAUCUUCUUCCUCAAAUCUCCGUCGUCCCUAAUUUUAACCAAUGCCGCUCCAAUUUUCUUUUCACUUUGAUCUCAGCUGAGAGAGCUAGGGUUUCUCCGAUGGAGUCCGAACUCAAAGACCUCGAUCCCAGGUCCAACACCCAGGAUGUCUCCUCCAAAGACGAUCGCCCUCUCCUCAAAUCCGACUCCACCGUCGUGUCCCCGGACAACUUGCAGGAACUCGAGAAGAAAUUUGCUGCGUACGUUCGAAGCGACGCCUACGGCCCCAUGGGAUGCGGCGAGCUCCCACUGAAGGAGAAGCUUCUCCUCGCGUUCGCCCUCGUAACGCUAGUGCCCAUUCGUUUGGUGGUUGCCUUCACUAUCUUGGUCGUUUACUACUUGAUUUGUCGGGUGUGUACCCUAUUUUCUGCUCCCAAUCGUGAAGGCGAGGACGAGCAGGAGGAUUAUGCGCACAUGGGUGGGUGGAGAAGGGCUGUGAUUGUUCAGUGUGGCAGGUUUCUUUCUAGGGCUCUGCUUUUCACGCUGGGGUUUUAUUGGAUUAAUGUAACCUACAGGGAUCCGUUGACGACUGAGGACGAGGGCAAAGAUGAAGAUGAAGAACCUGAAAGACCCGGGGCAAUAAUAUCUAACCAUGUGUCUUACUUGGAUAUUUUGUAUCACAUGUCUUCUUCCUUUCCGAGCUUUGUUGCUAAGAGAUCAGUGGCUAAACUUCCUCUAAUUGGUCUCAUCAGCAAGUGCCUUGGUUGUGUUUAUGUCCAGCGGGAGUCAAAAUCAUCUGACUUUAAGGGUGUUGCAGGUGUUGUAACUGAAAGAGUUUGUGAAGCUCAUCAAAAUAAAUUUGCCCCAAUGAUGAUGCUUUUUCCAGAAGGCACAACCACAAAUGGGGGUUUCCUCCUUCCAUUCAAGACAGGUGCAUUUUUAGCAAAAGCCCCUGUGCUUCCUGUGAUUCUAAGAUAUCCUUACCAGAGAUUUAGUCCUGCCUGGGACUCCAUAUCUGGGGUGCGCCAUGUGAUAUUUCUUUUCUGUCAAUUUGUAAAUCACAUCGAAGUAACAAGGUUACCUGUAUACAUCCCGUCGCAGCAGGAGAAGGAUGAUCCAAAAUUGUAUGCUAAUAAUGUCCGAAAGUUGAUGGCUAGUGAGGGUAAUCUAAUACUGUCAGAUAUUGGACUUGCUGAGAAGCGAAUAUAUCAUGCUGCUCUCAAUGGUUUGUUUUGCCAACGCUAAUUGGGACACACCAUCUGUAUAUAUUCAUUGUAUGAUUCUAUUAUUUUUUGCUGAAAAAAAGGUUUACAAAUAUAUAAUAGGUAUCAUGUUCAGAAGAAGCAUUUUUGUUGUCCCACGAGUUUUGUAUUUCUCCAAAUUUUGGAAUAUCACCAUGAAGCUUUUGUGCCAAUCUUGAAGGGGUUAGCCCUUUUGAAAGGGAUCCAGAAAAAAUUGCCAUUCAGUUAUGAGGUGGUUGGGAUAAGGUCCAGCUGCUAUUGCUGCAUGCAAUUGAAUGUAAUAUCAAAAGAAAGAUUAUGUUGUGAUUCUUGGUUGCCAAGUGGCAUUCAUGUCUGUUUCUUGAAUGGUGUUUAUGACCAGUUGCUUUUACGCUUUUCUUUUUUAA